Molecule: messenger RNA, 1739 nt
Organism: Lecanosticta acicola
Lineage: Eukaryota; Fungi; Ascomycota; Dothideomycetes; Mycosphaerellales; Mycosphaerellaceae
Source: the annotation of a GenBank genome assembly
AUGACUGAAAGUGGCGUGGAGAUGGAGGAGAAGGACGACGAAAUCAACGCGCCUAACAUGCCCGCUUCGGAUGAGGUUGAAUCUACUGCGAGCGAUAAUGCGCCGGUGGAUAAAGAGAAUCAGAACCAGGAGGCCUCUCGAAAACUUCAAGCGCCUCCCAAUGGUGGUUAUGGUGAGGAAGCCGAUGACCGCGGUGCUGCUGUAUUCGACGUCUUUACUGACUUCUAUUCCCAGGAUGGGUCUGUACCGCGUACGUCCAAAAACAACCAUGGAACCCACGUCUACCUUGCAGAACGCCUGCUAAUCAUUCCAGCGCAGUUGUUGCGCCCUCAUCAAUGCGCAUACAUGGGGUCUCAACUCAAGGUAUGUAGGGAGUCGAGUGCUCCUCGCCAACCUCUACUGAGUCUCUCCAUCAGUUACGGCGUCUUCCUCGCCCACUAUCUCGCCACGAAUACCUACCCCGGAGCGACCAGUCUCGAAUUCGCCUUUGUCGGCGGCCUCUCCAUCAGCUGUGCUAUGCUCAUCUCGCCUCUGGCGACCUUAACCACUCGGUUGUACGGUACCAAAGUGACACUCUUCACCGGAGUUGUCCUGGAAGCGGGCAGUCUCAUCGCAGCUUCGUUUGCGUACGAGAUCUGGCAGCUCUUCCUCUCUCAGGGUGUUUGCUUUGGACUGGGAAUGGGCUUUCUGUUCGUGGGCUCGGUGGGCAUUCCUGCGCAGUGGUUCACGACCAAGCGCUCUCUAGCGAAUGGCCUUGCCGCUGCUGGCUCGGGUCUGGGCGGACUGAUCUACUCUCUGGCUGCCGGCGCGAUGUUGACGUCCAUUGGGCUGGCGUGGACGUUUCGGGUCCUGGGGAUCCUGGCCUUUGGAGUGAAUAGUAUCUGCACCAUUCUCUUGAAAGACAGGAACAAGGUCAUUGGAAGUUCCCAGAGGGUCUUUGACGCGAAGCUCUUUGGUGAGUACACCUAGACGGCAAGCCGUUUUCUGCUCAUCUCCACGCUUGUGCUUGCUGACUCUGCUAUGUCUGCGUUUUAGCGAGAGCUGAGUACUUACUCCUCUGCGGAUACGGCUGGUUCUCGAUGCUCGGCUACGUCGUCCUCAUCUUCUCACUCGCCAACUACGCAAACGCCAUCGGCCUCAAUGCCUCGCAGGCUUCCAUCGUAUCCGCAUUGUUGAAUCUAGGUCAAGGACUUGGCAGACCUCCCAUCGGGUACUUCAGCGACACCAUUGGCCGAAUCAACAUGGCUGGGCUCAUGACUUUCCUCUGCGCGAUCUUCACCUUUGCAAUAUUCAUCCCAGCCAAGAGUUUCGCCGUCCUCAUCGUCUUUGCGAUUCUCGGCGGCACCGUCGCUGGAACUUUCUGGGCCACAAUCGCACCCGUCGCGGCUGAAGUCACUGGCCUCAAGCACGUCCCGUCGGCGCUGAAUCUGAUUUGGCUCGUCAUCGUCCUCCCGGUGACAUUCAGCGAAGCCAUCGCGCUGGAAAUCGUGAACGGUACGGGGUCCUAUUUGGGUACACAGGUUUGGGUGGGGAUGAUGUACAUCGCCGCCGCGAUCUGCGUGCUGUUCCUGAGAGGCUGGAAGAUUGGAGAGCUGGAGGAGAUCGCUCGCCUUGAGGGUCAGGGCGCCGGGGAGGUCAAUGCCAUGGCAACGGAGAAUGACGAGAGUCUGGCACAGGCUGCUAGGGCAACCGGUAGACGUUCGAUAACGACAGAAUUCUGGAAAUGGCGGAAAGUGUAG